Messenger RNA from Spodoptera frugiperda (fall armyworm), 1549 nucleotides. RefSeq lists its product as uncharacterized. The record is from RefSeq and is a predicted model, not a curated record. NCBI's taxonomy places the organism in Eukaryota, Metazoa, Arthropoda, Insecta, Lepidoptera, Noctuidae. The transcript is spliced from 4 exons. The coding region runs from base 67 to 1389 and encodes 440 amino acids.
GAAGAAAAGCAGAAAUAUGAACCGCCAGAAAUUAAAGAAGUGCAGACAACGCCGUCUGAUGGACCAAUGGGUGGUCUCAUGGGAUCUUUUCCGGAAGGAAAACCUAAAGUAGCAAUACUACCAAUUUUUGAAAUACAAGAUGAGCCUCCUAACUCUUAUGAACCAGAGAAUGAUAUUGAAUAUCAAUUCCAUAAAAGCUUUGGAAACAGAAGUUUCUUCCCGGAUGAGCAUUCAGCAGAAGAAACCGAUAUCUCGGAUGAAAUGGCGUACAAAGAGAUUUCAAACGAUAUGAUGAAAUCCCACAAAAUCUUGCGCACAAAUCGUAUCCAUAACAUGCCAAACAAGAUCCACAAAAAGGAAUUUGAAUCUAACGACGUUGUGAUAAGUGAAGAAUUAAAACCAGAAAGAUAUGAGAUAUACAACAGUGUGGAACAAAACAUUGAUCCUUAUACAAGAAACGAAGAUGUUGUGGAUGAUAAAACAUUUCUUUCGAUCUUAGACCAUUUAGAAAAAGCCGUUCAGGACAUAGAAUUAGAAGGUGACGCACGAGAAAUAUUCGAUAUUAAAAUGAGAAAAAUAUACGAAUCUGGAUUAAAACUGAAAAACCAAAACGUGAAACACAAAACUGAUAUAACUUUUGAUAAAUUGACCCCAGCAGAAAGACAAGAGGUGAGAAAUUAUUUGCAACACAGAGUGAACUCACACAAUGGCUAUAAUCAUAUGCAAGAACGUCGUCAUUGGCCCAGAGACGGAAAAAUAAACACAGUUGAAGAAAAAGAUAUGAAUGUAAUGGACGACUACUACCCAGAACAAAAAGAAGUAGAAAGUGAAGAAGUUUAUACAGGAAUAGACGAUAAACUAAUCGAAAUUUUGAACAACAAGAAACAUAUAAAGAAUAACAAAUAUGAAUAUUAUGAUAGAAAUUACGGUACAGACGAAGAACAUUACACUGACAGGUUUGAUGAAAUCGAGGAUAAUACUCUGCCACCGCCUAGAAAACAAGAAAAUAUUAAUAGAUAUGAAAAGAAUCUUAAACAGCAAAAUAGUAUUCAAGAAAAUAUAGCACAUAAAAAGCAUACAAAGGCUGAUCAUGGUCAUAGUAAAAUGGAAGUUAUUAAGAAACUGAAUGAGGAACUACGAUUGAGGCAUCAUGGAGGGUCAAAACAAAAUAAGCAUUUGUAUGAUCACACUGCUAAAGCUGCUAUAAGGCCGACACACCACAAGAAUAUGAAGAAAAAGACUCGAAAAUUGCAUAAACCUCCGGCGUAUAGGCGAGUUAUUGAAAAGGAACAUAAACGUCCAACGGUGAACAAGAAUCAUAAACCUGCUAAGAAGAAAUCUCCGAAGCACAAAGAUAAAUACUACUUAUCUGAUAGAGCUAUGUUGUGAUUCAAAACAUAUUUUAUAUAAUUAUAAUGAAUAAAGGACAAAUAAGAAUAAUCUUUAACCAAUUGUACAAUUAAUGGUACUGUAUACUGCAAAGUACAUGUACAAUGGUAGUCACAUGCGCCUGACCACCACUAAGUUAAUGUUUGCUUUCACCUAAUGA